Molecule: messenger RNA, 2132 nt
Organism: Apus apus (common swift)
Lineage: Eukaryota; Metazoa; Chordata; Aves; Apodiformes; Apodidae
Gene: CSK
Product: C-terminal Src kinase
Exons: 13
Coding region: 421-1773 (450 amino acids)
Biological process (GO): protein phosphorylation; adherens junction organization; regulation of Fc receptor mediated stimulatory signaling pathway
Molecular function (GO): protein binding; ATP binding; protein tyrosine kinase activity
Source: RefSeq, a predicted model, not a curated record
CCGGCGCAGGCGCGGUGCUCGGGGCGCUCCGGUUCCGGGCGCCGCUCCCUCGCAGCAGGCCCCGCCGCCCCGGGCGCCCCCCGCGCCCCUCGCCCGGCCCGAGCUGGGCGGCGGACGCGCCGCUGAACUCCCCCCCGUCCCCCCCCCCCGCCCCGGCCUCGAACUCCUCCCGCUCCUUUCCCCCCGCUUCCCACCGCUCCGGGCCCAACCCCACCGGGCGGCUGCUCCGGCGGCUCCGGCUUCCUCCGCCCCUUCCGCCCCCCCCCUGCCUCCCGUGCCCCCCCCCCCCCCCCAGCCGGCCCCGCCGAGCCCGGAGCCCCGCAUGGAGCAGCCGGCGGGCUGAGCCCCGCACGGAGGUCUGAUGGUACCAAGUGACGUGUCCCCCCUGUGAGAGUCGUGCUCCCCCAACCUCCUGAGAAGAUGUCAGGGAUGCAGGCCGUUUGGCCAUCCGGUACAGAAUGUAUCGCCAAGUACAACUUCCACGGUACCGCCGAGCAGGACCUGCCCUUCAGCAAAGGAGAUGUCCUUACCAUCGUCGCUGUCACCAAGGAUCCCAACUGGUACAAGGCGAAGAACAAGGUGGGCCGGGAGGGGAUCAUCCCCGCUAACUACGUGCAGAAGCGGGAAGGAGUGAAAGCUGGGAUCAAGCUCAGCCUCAUGCCGUGGUUUCACGGGAAGAUCACGCGGGAGCAGGCGGAGAGGCUGUUGUACCCCCCUGAGACCGGGCUGUUCCUGGUGCGGGAGAGCACCAACUACCCCGGGGACUACACCCUCUGUGUCAGCUGUGAGGGGAAGGUGGAGCACUACCGCAUCAUCUACUCCUCCAGCAAGCUCAGCAUCGACGAGGAGGUCUACUUUGAAAACCUCAUGCAGUUGGUGGAGCAUUACACCACGGACGCGGACGGGCUGUGCACCCGCCUCAUCAAGCCCAAGGUGAUGGAGGGGACGGUGGCAGCACAGGACGAGUUCUCCCGCAGUGGCUGGGCCCUCAACAUGAAGGACCUGAAGCUGCUGCAGAUCAUUGGCAAAGGGGAAUUCGGAGAUGUGAUGCUGGGGGAUUACCGGGGGAACAAAGUCGCCGUGAAGUGCAUUAAAAACGACGCCACAGCUCAAGCCUUCCUGGCGGAGGCGUCUGUCAUGACGCAGCUCCGACACAGCAACCUGGUGCAGCUCCUGGGUGUGAUUGUGGAGGAGAAGAGUGGCCUUUAUAUUGUCACCGAGUACAUGGCCAAGGGCAGCCUAGUCGACUACCUGCGGUCGCGCGGGCGGUCGGUCCUCGGUGCUGACUGCCUGCUGAAGUUCUCCUUAGAUGUCUGUGAAGCCAUGGAGUACCUGGAAGCCAACAACUUUGUCCAUCGGGACCUGGCAGCGAGGAACGUCCUGGUCUCGGAGGACAACAUUGCCAAGGUCAGUGAUUUUGGGCUGACCAAGGAAGCCUCCUCCACCCAGGACACGGGGAAGCUGCCAGUGAAGUGGACGGCACCAGAAGCACUUAGAGAAAAGAAAUUCUCCACCAAGUCAGACGUGUGGAGCUUUGGGAUCCUCCUCUGGGAAAUCUACUCCUUCGGGCGAGUGCCUUAUCCGAGAAUCCCCCUGAAGGACGUGGUGCCCCGGGUGGAGAAGGGCUACAAGAUGGAUGCUCCCGAUGGUUGCCCCGCUGUGGUUUACGAGGUGAUGAAGAAGUGCUGGACCUUGGACCCAGGCCACCGGCCGUCCUUCCACCAGCUCCGUGAACAGCUAGUGCAUAUCAAAGAGAAGGAGCUCUACCUGUGAGGGGGGUAGGGGGGGGGGGGGCUCACCUGCCCCACCAACCCCAGGGGACCCAUGCUGACAGGGGGGCCAGGCUGUGGGAAGCCCCCCUUGCCCAGCCCCGACACCAGGAGCAGCUGGGAGGGAGUCCUGAGGGGGGGGGGGGGGCUUCCAUCCCCACCACCAACCCCCCCCCCCCCCAAAAAAAAAAAAGAAUAAUCUCCUGGUUGCUUCCAAACUUCCAAAUCAGUCUAUUUUAUUUUUUUUUGGGGGGGGGGGGUGUUUUUUGGUUUAUUUUUGGUCUCCCAGGCUUUUUUUUUUGUUCUUUCUUCUUUGUUUUUUUUUUAAUUUUGCGUGUUUUGUUUUCUCAGUUGUUGGGUUUU